This is a messenger RNA of Carica papaya (papaya), 1465 nucleotides long. RefSeq names its product uncoupling protein 2 (gene UCP2). Gene Ontology annotation, biological process: transmembrane transport. The record is from RefSeq and is a predicted model, not a curated record. Lineage: Eukaryota; Viridiplantae; Streptophyta; Magnoliopsida; Brassicales; Caricaceae.
GUCAUAUAUCGAAUUAACUCACUCAUCAAUGGAUGCUAAUGAAGAUUUCUUUUAAUCUUCUUUAACUUGUUAAUUACUCUUCGUCAACCUCAUUAACAACAAUAAUUGGAAAAACCCAACAAUCCCAACCGAAGAAAGUAGCCUAUCCAUUCUCAAAUCUCUGGCUUUCCACCAGCUUUCUCUCGCAGCUAUCAAUGGCAGAUCUCAAGCCCAGAGCCGAGAUUUCCUUCAUUGAAACUUUCCUAUGCAGUGCUUUCGCUGCUUGUUUCGCCGAGUUCUGUACCAUUCCGUUGGACACUGCAAAAGUGAGGCUUCAGCUCCAAAGAAAAGCAACUACAGUGGAUGGGAGCAGUCCGCCUAAAUAUAGAGGUUUGUUGGGUACAGUGGCUACCAUUGCCAGGGAAGAAGGUUUGUUGGCCCUCUGGAAAGGGAUUAUUGCAGGAUUACAUCGUCAGUGUAUUUAUGGAGGCUUAAGGAUCGGAUUAUAUGAGCCUGUUAAGGCAUUUUUAGUCGGUGGUGAUCUUGUGAGAGAUAUUCCUUUGUACCAAAAAAUACUUGCAGCUUUAUUGACUGGGGCUAUUGCGAUUGCGGUAGCUAAUCCAACUGACCUUGUUAAAGUUCGACUUCAAGCUGAGGGAAAACUGCCGGCUGGGUUGCCUAGGCGUUAUGCUGGGGCUUUGGAUGCUUAUUUGACCAUAGUGAGACAGGAAGGACUGGCUGCCCUGUGGACUGGACUUGGGCCUAAUAUAGCACGAAAUGCUAUUAUAAAUGCUGCUGAAUUGGCUAGUUAUGAUCAAGUGAAACAGACAAUUUUGCAAAUUCCAGGGUUCACAGACAAUGUUCUAACUCAUCUCCUAGCUGGUCUUGGCGCAGGUCUCUUUGCAGUCUGUAUUGGUUCUCCCAUUGAUGUGGUGAAAUCUAGAAUGAUGGGGGAUUCUGCCUACAAAAGCACCAUAGAUUGUUUCAUCAAGACUUUGAAGAAUGAGGGAUUUUCUGCCUUUUACAAGGGAUUUCUUCCAAAUUUCAGUCGGCUUGGAACCUGGAACGUGAUUAUGUUCCUGACCCUUGAACAGGCGAAGAAGGCUUUUGUAAGGGAAGUAUAUAAUGAUUGAUUUACAGUGAUGGAAGCAGGAAGAGAUAUUUGGCAAUUCUCUUCAACUGAGUGUUGCUUUAUAAGGGGAGAUAAAGUGGUUAUGCUUGAAAUUGUUUUCAAACCAGAUCUAGAGAGCGAAUACUCUUCUUCCUUGGUAUAUAUAAUUAUUUUUGUAGGCAAUCAGAUCUACAUAGUCAUCAAUUAUAUGGGCAGUACUUAGUAGUUGUUUCUGGCCCAUCCAUUGUCAUUCUCAGAAUACUUGAAUAUACUGCUAGCAGGAUUAAUGAUGUAAGAUAUGUAAUUUUGUGGGGCUUGCUUUCAAUAAAAAUUUUGCCUAUUCUUUGGGACUUUUGGUUGCCUGAGUUAUGCGCU